CAGCUGCAUGCUGAUACUGGAGAUGUCUGGAUCUGUCGAUGGCUGCUCCCUGAGCAAAGCUGUGCAGCGACUCAUCGACAACAACACUAGCAUCACAAAUGACAAGCCGCUCACACGCAUGGUGUUGUGUGGUUCUACUGGUUCCACUGUCCCCACCCUGUUGGCGUCCAACCUGACCUGGGUCGCCAGUGAGCAGCCGAACUCCACCGUCUGCCAACCGAGCUCCACUCUGGUUAAAUGUGAAGCAAAUGAGACACUCGCGGUUCUUCUGACUGACACUUGUCCUCCGGAACCUUCCACCACCACGACCGGCAUUUUCCCGACUACAACCGGCACUUCUGAAGCCAACCGACACACUAACACGACAACCGACAACACCACAGCAGCGCAACAGAAAAAUGCAACACAGGGAAUAGCUCAGACUCAUUACAACCACUGCAUCUCCGCUGGACAACCAAACCACAAAUCACACCACAUCGAGUGUGACCCACAGCAUCACAUCAUCUGCAAAUAA
Messenger RNA from Platichthys flesus (European flounder), 514 nucleotides. RefSeq lists its product as uncharacterized. The transcript has 4 exons. The record is from RefSeq and is a predicted model, not a curated record. Lineage: Eukaryota; Metazoa; Chordata; Actinopteri; Pleuronectiformes; Pleuronectidae. The coding region runs from base 8 to 514 and encodes 168 amino acids.